This is a messenger RNA of Dichotomopilus funicola, 654 nucleotides long. Its product is annotated as DASH complex subunit DAM1. Lineage: Eukaryota; Fungi; Ascomycota; Sordariomycetes; Sordariales; Chaetomiaceae. Gene Ontology annotation, cellular component: mitotic spindle polar microtubule; mitotic spindle pole body; DASH complex. Bases 1 to 654 code for a protein of 217 amino acids. Gene Ontology annotation, biological process: mitotic sister chromatid biorientation. The transcript has 4 exons. The record is from RefSeq and is a predicted model, not a curated record.
AUGGAUCACGACGAAACCCCUCACCGCCGUCAGCGCUCGACCUCGCGCUCGCGCCCAACCACACCCCUCCGACCCUCGUCCCGCUCUUCGUUGCGCGACUCGGCCCGUAACAGCGUGCACGGCGAUGCUGCCUCAUUCCCGCUGAAUACGUUCGAGCCCGCCUUUGCCGAGCUUUCCGACGCCGUGGCCGACCUAGAGGCCAACAUGAUGCACUUCCAAUUGAUGCACGAGAGCUUGGCGAGGUUCAGCGAGAGCUUUGCGAGUUUCCUGUAUGGGUUGAACAUGAACGCUUUUUGUGUUGAUUUCCCGGAGGGCCCCUUGACGGAAUCAUUCCGGCGGAUGAAAGUGAAGGAGGAGGAACAACAACAAUCAAGCGCGACGAGGCUCACGGAACGGUCAGGCCCCGAGAUCGAUACCGAGGCAACAUUUAUGACUACCGAUACAUCCUUCGUCGAGAACCCCCCGUCUACCAAAUCCUCCAGUAGAUACCAGACACCAGCAUCUAGUCGCCAAUCUCGGGUGCCCGGGCCUGCCGCGUCCACCAGGGGAACGACAUCCACCCGGGGAUCAACAAGAGGCGGGCGCGGUGGGACCGGUACUCGGGGAUCGCGUGGUAGCGGGCUGGCGAGGCCCAGGGGCCGUGGAAUUCGAUGA